Microthlaspi erraticum is the source of this 474-nucleotide messenger RNA. NCBI's taxonomy places the organism in Eukaryota, Viridiplantae, Streptophyta, Magnoliopsida, Brassicales, Brassicaceae. The record is from the annotation of a GenBank genome assembly.
AUGUUCCGCGCUCGGCCAAAUCUCGUCCGUCCGUCUGAAGUCUCGGCCAAAGUCCAAAACCGUCGGCCGAUCACGCAAUCACGACCCGGGAAACAUUGCCCGCGGUCGGCCAAGCACAACCCCACGCCACGCCGCGCACGACCGCCGCGCGAGCCGGGAAACAAGCCUCGCGGCCGCGCAACUCGUCCGCGUACCACGCAUGCGCCGUCCGAGCCGGGAAACUACGUCCCGCGUCCGGCCGAGAUUUCAUCGGCCAAAUCUUCAUCCGUCCGACCACAGCGGCCGACCACGAAUCCGUCCGGCCACGACCGUUCCGACUCGGCCACGACCCGAUGUCCGGCCGAUCGUCCCGACCGACCGUCCCAACGCCGCGGUCGACCCGAAGCCCGUUUUGAAGCCCGAUUUCAUAUUUUCAAGCCCGGCUUAACCCUAAGCCGCCUCAAAAGACCUAGCACUAUAUAUAUAGCUUUUUAG